Messenger RNA from Rubroshorea leprosula, 1615 nucleotides. The record is from the annotation of a GenBank genome assembly. Lineage: Eukaryota; Viridiplantae; Streptophyta; Magnoliopsida; Malvales; Dipterocarpaceae.
UUUAAGCUACUGUACAUUCCUAAUUGCUAUGCCAACUUCAAAAGAAAAUAAGGAAUCCAACAAAUAAUAGUCCUCAUCCAUUCAAUGUCAAAUGAGAAUCCGCACUAGCUUGUGGAGAGUUGGAGUCUCCUUUAAUGACCACUAACUUCUCCAACGAACUCCGUGGUUCUCGACUGCCAUUCUCCUCUCUCACUGGGGAUUUCCAUAUAAAACUCUCAGACCUCCUUUUCCUGAAGGAGCUCCUGGUUUUCCUUCCUUUCCGACCUCUCCUUGGUUCCCCUCCCGAUUUCACCUCCUUCCUCUUGCGAUAUCGCCUCCUCUCUAGACGUCCCCUUUCUCUUCCGAUCUCCCUCUCCCUUAUAUCCUCAAUCUUUCAUCUCCGACUCUAUUCCAAAACCACUACUAGAUCUCUGGAACGACAAUCUGGUUUCAGGUCCAGAACUCAACGGCGGAUUCCAGGUAUUCUCUUAUUUUCCGAGUCCGAUUCCAGUGCCGUUUCUGCAGUUCCUGCUUGGAUCUCGGAGGUUCCGGUGCCCCUCCAUCACUAUCCAGAUUCCAAUGUCGUUUCCAGCUCUGGUGUGCUUAAUCCCGGCGAUUCAGUAACCUUAGACCUCUUUCGGUAAACCUCUCUUCACUUAGCAUUUGUAUAUUAGGUCUAAAUUCCUCUUCCUUUAUUUUUUCGAUUAAUCUUCCUUAAUCUCUGGCGAUUUAGAUCCAAUAUUGAAGUACUUAGGGGACAGAGGGCUAGGUGGAGCCCACCGGAUUGGCCCGCUUUGCUGCCCCUGCUCUGUUUGUUUGUUGGGUUAAUAAGGUUGAAGAUGAGAUUUCUGUUGAUUUGUGAUGUUUUCCAUCUCUGUUUCUGUUUUGCGAAUUUGUUUGCAUUUUCUCUGAAUUUAAUUGGCUUUUGAUAGACCUGUGCAUUCUGAAAUUUCUGAUAGCAUCUUGAAAUUGCAGUAUUAUUUUCAUAUCUCUGCUUAGUUCAUUAUUUUCUGCAUAGUUGGAUUUGCACACGUCUUCAUCUCAUUACUCAGAUCAUCCUUGUAAUUUUCAUGACUUCGUAAAUUGUUAAUAAAUACUGUGCUUGCUACAUUCAUUUUUUCUUUAGGUCUGUCAUGGCAUUUGAAACUUGUCACUAUAUAUCCCUUCGUUUGGGCAUAAUUCCCGAGGACAAGCAUUAAAAAAAAAUCUGUUUCUGUUUGAUUUGGUUUUUCGAUAUACGAUAUACUAACCAUUUUGUACUCAUACAGUCCAGUGGACUUUCCUUUGCUCCCUGCGUUGUACAAAUUGAUCUUUCAAGCAUGCUUUUUUCCUUAUACAACCUAAAAAAUAUAUUCUGUCGUGUCGCAUGCGUUCUAAUUUUCCCUUUGGAAUUUUGUUUGAUUCUAAUUUUGUUUGUCUCGGGGUUUGUCCACCUAGCUUGCUGUUUGAAGGAACUUCCUCACUUUGAUGAUUUCAACAGAAAGGGUAUAAUAUUCUUUUGUUUGUGAGGGCAAUACUUCUGUGUACUUUAUUUGGAAAGGAAUGAAAAUCCAUGUUUGUUCAUUAUCCUUUGUUCUAGUGAUGUUUAGUAUUGAAAUGUGUUUCUUUAAUUUCCUUGUUCGUUCAAAUUAGUAUU